CAAUUGCCCCUUUAAAGAUUGUCUCUUGAGACUACAAGAUGAAGAGAGAGAUGCUCCUGCGCGAGAUGGGAUUGGCCCCUCCCAGUCAUGGCAUACUACUCCCCAGAGGCCAAUCAUGGUACCACAGGCCACACAGCCAGCAGAUACACCUGCUAACUUGAUGUGGGAUAAGUGACGCUGUAUAUCGAUGGAUCUGGACAAUGUUAAAUGUAUAAUUAAUGCCCCACAAUUUCAUAUUUCAGAUAAACCCUCUGAGAUACCACAAUUAAGUUUGAGUAUUGCAGGAAAAAGAAUUCCCUUUUUGGUUGAUACUGGAGCCACUAUGUCCUGUUUAAGGAAAACAGAUUUUGAUUGUCCUAUGAGUAAAAAUACUGUCCAGUCCGUCGGCAUCAGUGGUAAGCCCCAGAUAGACCCUGUUUCACUUCCAUUACAGAUUGAUUUUGAUGAUUAUAAAUUACAACAUUCUUUCAUUGUUAGCGCAACUUCUCCAAUGGCAUUAUUGGGAAGAGACUUAUUAAGUAAAUUGAAUGCAACCAUCUUAUGUUCACAGGAUGGGAUCGAGGUACACAUACCCCCAAAUAAUGCUUAUCAGCUUUUCUCUGGUUGUGUUCAGACAAACCACAUAGCUAAGUCUGUUUUAGAACAAGUUGAGUUUAUCAAAACACUAUCUACCAUUAGUGGUAUAAAGAAAUUAGCUUCUUGUAAUGUAGCCGCUAGGAUUGUUAAUCUGAAACCAAUUGAUUUUCCUUUUUCAGAUAAACUUAUAGAUCCAGAUACCUUGCAGGAAGUGCCAAGGAACAUAUUUAUCUCACCACAUGGGAUUCUGUUAUUGUGGAAGACUACUUCUGGUAACAUUGAGACCUUUGUGUGUGCAGUACGGAAUGAUUUUUCGGAUGUACCACAUUUUAAUGAUUCUUGUACUCAAUAUUUAUUGAAGUCCCCUGAUCAGGAGGAGACUCAUAAAAGUUGCGUCAUCUGGACGUAUGGCGUGGAACCUACUCACUUCUUUAUUAAAGAUUUGCAAACUGACGUGAAACCACAGAUUCGUAAUCAUGGCAAUAUUAAACUAUCAUUAUGUGCACCAUGUAUGUUGCGUGAGGUACCAUCUACUCUAUGGGCACUACAUGCCAACCAUGUAGGCUUAUUGGAUGUACCACCUUAUGAAGCUAUGGUCAAUAUGAGUAAAUAUCCAGUUUACAUUAAACAGUAUCCUUUAUCCAAAGAAAAAGAGGGGAUUAAACCUGUCAUUGACAGUUUAUUACAGCAAGGUGUUAUAUGUAAAGCUCAGUCCCCAAAUAACACUCCUAUUAAUCCCAUUUUGAAACCAGGUACUAACAAGUAUCGCUUUACACAAGACUUGAGAAAGAUUAAUGAAGCAGUCAUACCUAUUUCACCUAUAGUACCUGACAUUAAUUCAAUAUUAACAGCAUUACCAGCUGACUCUAAGUGGUAUACAGUGGUGGACCUCUCCUCUGCAUAUUUCUCAAUUCCAAUACAUAAAAAUACCCAACCAUUAUUUGCAUUCACAUUUCAACAACAACAGUAUAUUUGGACACGCCUUCCAAUGGGUUAUGUUGACUCAGCAGUUGUCUACAGUGCCAUGGUAAAUAGACAUCUGGCCCAGUGUCCCUUCCUUGUAACUCAACCUUAUUGCAAUAUGUGGACGACUUUCUGGUGGCGGCCAGAAAUGAGACAGAAUGUGUCUCAGAUUCGAUAG
Messenger RNA from Hypomesus transpacificus, 1717 nucleotides. RefSeq lists its product as uncharacterized. Gene Ontology annotation, molecular function: aspartic-type endopeptidase activity. The transcript has a single exon. NCBI's taxonomy places the organism in Eukaryota, Metazoa, Chordata, Actinopteri, Osmeriformes, Osmeridae. The coding region runs from base 188 to 1717 and encodes 509 amino acids. Gene Ontology annotation, biological process: proteolysis. The record is from RefSeq and is a predicted model, not a curated record.